CAGUCAUUUUUUUUCUUUCUUCAAAAUGGUACGGGGCAAAAAGAGAAGGCUGACCCUGUGGGAGUAUAUUCGUCGCGAAAACACAGCAAGGCAAGUCCGAGAGCAGCGAGCACGGGAAGUAGUAGUCGCAUUAGCAGUAGCAGCAGCAGCAGCAGCAGCAGCAGCAGCAGCAGCAGCAGCCUCUGCGAGCGAUGCUGCCGACGCGUCUUCCGCAGCCUCUAGCAGUGCCGCCAGCGAGCUCUCCCCAGCCGCCGUGGAGGCGAUCGUUCAGAACAUGACCAAGACACAGCGCGGGCUGUUCAACAAAGUCUGGAAGACGCGUGAACGUCUCUUGUAAGAAAAGGAAAAAAAAAAACGGGCAAAGUGAUUUGGGAAAUUUGCGGUGAAAUGGAGAACAGUCUGAACAAGCAGCAGAUUGACGAUGCUGGAGCGGAGGCGGUUGCCGAGGCACUCAAAGUGUCGACGCUGCUGAUUCUCGAGCUGGAAACGAAUCAGAUUGGCGAAGGUGGAGCGCGAGCAAUUGCCGAGGCACUCAAAGUGAACACGCCGCUGACUACGCUCAUGCUGCAUCAGAAUCAGAUUGGCUAUGCUGGAGCGCUUGCGAUUGCUGAGGCGCUCGAAGUGAACGACACGCUGAUUUAUCUCGGACUGAACGCGAAUCAGAUUGGCGCCGCAGGAGCGCAGGCGAUUGCUGAGGCACUCAAAGUCAACAGGGGACUGAUUCAGCUCUUUUUGCAUGAAAAUCAGAUUGGCGACGCUGGAGCGCAGGCGAUUGCUGAGGCACUCAAAGUGAACAAGACAUUGUGGCGUCUCAAUCUGGACAAGAAUCGGAUUGGCGAUGCUGGAGCACAGGCGAUUGCUGAAACACUCAAAGUGAACAAGAUGCUGAUCGAGCUCAGUUUAAGAUGGAAUUGCAUUGGCAAUCGUGGGAGUCAAGCGCUUGAUGAGGCACGCAAAGUCAACGGUUUUAGAGAACUUUUUUCCGAACUGCAGAUCAACCCUCUUGUUUUCUCCUGGCUUCCGCGAGUGGCAACUGCUGAAGACCUGCAGACCGUAUUCUGUUUGCUGACUAGCGGGUUGGAGCUGGAGAAUCAAUCCGCAUCGCUUCCAGCACUUCCAGCCGAGAUUGCCGAUAUUAUUAUGGAGGACGCGCACUACUGGCAAGGCGUGCAGCACACCAGAGGAAAUGAAUUUUUCGAAGACAAGAACCACCCACCUCUGAGCGUUACAGUGCCUCGGGAUGUCACUGGAAGCCCGAUUCGUAUGAAAGCGAUUCAAGUGAUUCGUGAGAUGCAAUUCCCCGACACCACACUUGGCGUUUGUUUUGAAUUGAGCGUUCGAGAUGGGCGAGGUGUUGCUCGAUACCAGUGUGCUGUGAAACCAACUCGCAUCGAUUCAAGCAUUGGCCUCGUGUUGCUCAGGCCAGGCAGCCAUCCUAUCUUUGAACAACUGCGCGAGGGCUGGGAGGUUUUGCUUCAACCCAGCGUCUAUGGUAUGCAGGUUGGCAUCGAAUCGCUUACUCUUGCAUACAUCUAGCACCAAUCUGUGGAAUAUUAAUCUUUUGGUGCAAACCGCAAGUCCAUUCAAGGCUGGAAACAAAAAAAAAAACCGUGUUCUACGCAAGACUCGAAAGCAGACCAAGUUGCUUGCUUGGUUGUGAUUCUCGUCACCUGCUUUGGAGCUUGUCCUGCUUCUCAAUACAUCCUUCUUGUUUGAUAA
Molecule: messenger RNA, 1719 nt
Organism: Capsaspora owczarzaki ATCC 30864
Lineage: Eukaryota; Filasterea; Ministeriida; Capsasporidae
Exons: 9
Coding region: 388-1536 (382 amino acids)
Molecular function (GO): protein binding
Source: RefSeq, a predicted model, not a curated record